UGUCGUAUGCUCCUGCAGUAAGUUUACACCCAGACAAUGUUACUUUGAUUAAGGUUGUAAAUUUGAAAUUUGAAAUUGUCUUAUUCUCAAUAUUAUUACCUUUAUUUUAAGUUGGUGAUGUCGGUAUUUGUGGCUGCUGAAGCCCUCCCACCCCAACCCACGGAAGCACUCCCACCAUAACCGCCAGCCCACCAACCACAACCGGCUCCUCAUCAACCAAGGCAACGGAGGCGUGCUAGGCCACCAAUUUUCCCCACCCGUGUCCUCCUUUUUGGGAUGCCAGAUGAUGUGGUUGUGCGAAGAUACUGGCUGCCACCACAUCUAAUCCUAGACACUCUCUCCAUAAUAGAGAGUGAUCUGGAGUCUUCAAUUCGGUAUCCUACAGCAAUACCACCAUUGACACAAUUCCUUGCUGUGUUACAUUUUGUGGCCACAGGGUCAUUCCAACAUGUUGUGGGAGACCUGGUUGGCAUGUCGCAGGGCCAGUUCAGUAAGGUCCUGCGGCGUGUCAGCCAGGCUUUCAUAAAGCGUGUGAAGCAAUUUAUUGCUAUGCCUUUGGAUGAUGGUGCCCUAGAUGUGGUGAAGCGGCAAUUUGAGGAAGGUGGUAGUCGCUUCCCACAUGUUAUUGGGGUUGUGGAUGGUACACAUGUAGCUAUUGUGCCACCAAGACAUAAUGAAGAAAUUUAUAGAAACAGGAAACUGUUUCAUUCUCUGAAUGUAAUGGUUGUUUGUGGCCCAUCCCUCCAGAUCCUUUCCCUGAAUGCCAUGUUUCCCGGAAACUCACAUGAUGCUUAUGUCAUUAGACAAUCAGGGAUAUGGCAGAGAUUAAGAUCAAGUCAACGAGCAGACAUGUGGUUAUUGGGAGACCGUGGAUAUCCUUGCACCCCCUGGCUCAUGACUCCUUACCGUAAUCCCAGGCCAGGACCACAGACGGCAUUUAACUCCGCGCUUACUGCCACUAGACAGCUGGUGGAGCGCACAAUUGGGGUCCUUAAAGGACGUUUUCGUGUGCUCCACCGCACUGGUGGCGACAUUAUGUAUUCGCCGGAGAUGGCAAGUAAAAUAGUGGUCCUGUGCGCUAUACUACAUAACAUCGCGGUAAGGAGUCGCGUAGAGCUUCCUCACACAGAGGAAUUGCAAGAUGAGGAGCCAGGGGUUGUCCGUAGAUUCGGUGGGGGGAGUGUUUCACGGAGGGGAAGACAAGUAAGGGCAAGCAUUGUGGAAGAAUAUUUCAGGUUUAGUGUUUUUGGUUUUACUUUUAGAAAUUAAUAAAAAACACUGUAUGCUUAUGCUCAUUUUGGUCAGAUGUCAUUUCGGUAGCUAUUGUAAGGUCAUUGUGUUAUUGUUAGGGUGUGUGGGAAUAUCUGAUUAUGUUUUUAAAAAAUAACAUUAAACAUGUUAAGCUUACAAUGUUUUUUUCAUUGAAUCUAAUAAUGUGACGUGCCUAAAUAGUGUCCUUAUUUGAUUUUUUUCAUCUAAUCCUGUUUUUUACAAAAAUAAACACCAACAAAUGAAACUAAAUGUUGGCCACUUUGUGACUGUGCAGCUGAUUUAUCGCACAAAAUGUGGUGAGUACACAGUUUUGUGUUAAUUUAAUUCUAAGUGUGUGUGUGUGUGUGUGUGUGUGUGUGUGUGUGUGUGUGUGUGUCCGUGUGGGUGUUUGUGUUGGGGGUUGUGUGAAAAUAUAUAUUUUUUUUCGCUUUCGCGACUGCGUAUUUCCGCUCUAGAGAACUUACCACUCUGCUCUUCACAGCAUUGCAGACAUCAAUAAAGUUUAUUUUAAUGACAGCAUAGAUUUUAGACCAAUCACAUGCUAACACACACUAUAAAUAUAUGCCCAAAAAAGGAAAACGCCAUUGCCAUGAUGCGUGCAGCACCAUUCACACGGCGGGAACUCCGCUUGCUAGUGGCGGUGAUGGACCGACGCGUAGGGCGUUUUAUCCCAAAUAGGGUUAAACGCGAGGCCUACGCGGAGGUACGCCACCUGCUACGGAGCCGCCUCCGCUGCUGCAGGAGCAUAAUCCAAUUAGAGAGGCGCUGGAGCGACCUGCGGAGGCGCACGCCAGACCUCCUGGCAGAGCUCCGCCAUCAGAUCAGGACCCUAUGUGUCCGCAGUAAGUAACAUUUCGUGCUGUGACGGGUUUUACGCAUAACCUUUGCAAACUUUAGUUAAGUGUGAGUGCUAAAAUGUUUUAUAAAAAAAUUAGCAUGAGUGUGUGUAGGUAGGUUAUGCAGUGAUGCAUACCUCCCAAUAUGACCUUUUGCAAGAGGAACAGAAUACUCUGCUUAGGGAUUUGUCACUUAAUUGUUAGUCUCAAGUUUUCUCAGCACAAGUGAUGGCAAUCAUACAUUAAGAGGGAAGUGACGGAGCAGAACAUUAUGUCCCUCCUGGAGAGACUCCUGUUGGGAGGUAUGGUACUGACUGUAUGUUGUGCAUAAUUACAACACAGGAAGAAAACUGAACAAAAUAACCUGCUCAGUGGUUCACCAAAUGUUAAAAAUGGGUGCGUUUUAUCACACUGGGGAUGUUGUUUAGAUUUUAAAAUGUGAAUAUUUUUUUUUUUUGGAUAGAAGGUAUUUUUUUUUUUUUACAGAUAAUAGGUUUGUUUGCUAAGGCCAACAUCAGCCUAAUAUAUAUUUCACUAACUUAGUAAUGUUAACCCUGUCUCUUUAACAUGGUACAGAACCGAGUAAUAGGAAUAUGCUGUGGGACAAAAUAAUUAUGUUUUAAUACAAAUUUAACAUAUGUCAUUAUAGGGCGAGCACAACGGCAAGGGGCUGGUGCUGGAAGGCAACACCAGCAACUUUCACCAUCCCCAUCCCCUUCGCCAUCACCCUCCCCCUCUCCGGCCCAAUCACCCUCUCCUGCCCAAUCCCCCUCUCCUGCCCAAUCCCCCUCUCCGGCCCAAUCACCCUCUCCGGCCCAAUCCCCCUCUCCUGCCACCUCUCCCUCUCCUGCCCAAUCCCCCUCUCCUGCCACCUAUGCCUCACCUGCACAAACCCCCUCUGCAGGCCACACCCCCUCUCCAGCCCAAGCCCACAGUUUGGACAAAUUCCCCUCUCUGCCCCCCUCACCCGCUGUGUCCCUAAAUAACUCACCCACACCCUCACCCUAUAAUUCAAAAUCCCACUCUCUAACUACAUCCCCCUUCCAUCCACUCACACAAUUUGACCCUCCUUCCCCCAUCCUGCCUCCUUCCCCCAUCCAGCACCCAUCCCCCAUCCAGCCAACCUCACCCCUCCAGCCUCCAUCCCCCAGCCAGCAACCACCACCCAUCCAGCCUCCAUCACCCAGCCAGCCGACGUCGCAGACAGAAUGGGCAUCAGAGGCCCCGGAGCCACUACAGGGAAGUGUCCAAGUGGCAGAGGAGAAUGUUGCCAUUGGAGAUCCCUCAAGCCUGGCAGGCAUAAUUGUAAGAAUGCAGUCGAAUUUGGAGGCCAUGUUGGCUGAACUGAAUAAUUUAAAAGAAUUUGUUCUCAAGAAAUAAAACUGUUUUUUUGUUAAAAAUUAUUCUUAAAAGAUUUUUGUUUAAAAAAAAAUAAUUGUGUAACAAAUAAAUACACAUUU
Messenger RNA from Pseudophryne corroboree (corroboree frog), 3568 nucleotides. Its product is annotated as putative nuclease HARBI1. The transcript has 3 exons. Lineage: Eukaryota; Metazoa; Chordata; Amphibia; Anura; Myobatrachidae. The record is from RefSeq and is a predicted model, not a curated record. Bases 277 to 1269 code for a protein of 330 amino acids.